AUGAAGCAUGGUAAAAAAAAUUAUGAACUUUUAUAUGCCGAAUGCUCACGUUCGACUUGUACAACACGAAAGGAAAAGAAUGAUGGAGUAAAGUUGUGGCAUGAAACUAAUGAUGGUAUGUAUUGGACUCAUAAGAGUUGUAAGUCUGAUAAGGAUGAAUUCGGUAUUAUUGGUAUACAAGUGGCGGGAAAGAAAUUAUGUCUAAGUAUUCUUAUUAGAGAUAUGAGUGAAAUACAUCAUUAUUACCAUUUCCAUGAAUCAGAAAUACCAAUUCAACAAUUGUCUCCUUCUGUUGUUACAAAAUUUGUAGAGACCUUGCUAAUAUUAUGA
This is a messenger RNA of Diversispora eburnea, 330 nucleotides long. NCBI's taxonomy places the organism in Eukaryota, Fungi, Glomeromycota, Glomeromycetes, Diversisporales, Diversisporaceae. The record is from the annotation of a GenBank genome assembly.